Molecule: messenger RNA, 618 nt
Organism: Colletotrichum spaethianum
Lineage: Eukaryota; Fungi; Ascomycota; Sordariomycetes; Glomerellales; Glomerellaceae
Product: carbonic anhydrase
Exons: 2
Coding region: 1-618 (205 amino acids)
Biological process (GO): carbon utilization; cellular response to oxidative stress; cellular response to carbon dioxide
Cellular component (GO): cytoplasm
Molecular function (GO): carbonate dehydratase activity; zinc ion binding
Source: RefSeq, a predicted model, not a curated record
AUGGCGUUCCAAGACCUGUGGUUGGGAUGCUCUGAUUCGAGAGUGCCGGAGACAACUAUACUCGGGCUCCAGCCCGGCGACGUCUUCGUCCACCGCAACAUCGCCAACAUCGUUGCGCCCACAGACAUCAACACCUCGGCCGUCAUCGAAUAUGCUGUCGCCCACCUCAAGGUUAAGCACGUUGUUCUUUGCGGCCACUCCGCCUGCGGUGGUGCCAAGGCGGCGCUGGGCGAUUCGCGCGUCGGAGGCGUCCUCGACACCUGGCUCACGCCCCUAAAAGCAGUCCGCGCUCAAAACGCCGAAGAGCUCGCUGGAAUCAAGAAUGAAGACCAUCGGGCCGUCAGGAUUGCCGAGAUGAACGUCGAGACUGGGGUCAAGGUUCUUAUGGCCAACUUUACCGUCCAGGAGGCCAUCAAGGAGCGCGGUCUCACAGUCCAUGGAUGUAUUUUUGAUAUCGCCAGCGGCCGUAUCCGAGACCUUGGGUUUGGUACCAAGAGCCCGAAGGGCCAUCGGAGCAGCAGCAUCAUUUCGAACGGCGAGGAGGAAGAGAUUGUUCGCGGAAAACAUGCCCAGCUUGUGUUCCGUGAUGGAGGAGAUGCGUCCAUGCUUGUCCACUGA